Molecule: messenger RNA, 1509 nt
Organism: Dufourea novaeangliae
Lineage: Eukaryota; Metazoa; Arthropoda; Insecta; Hymenoptera; Halictidae
Gene: Pyroxd1
Product: pyridine nucleotide-disulfide oxidoreductase domain-containing protein 1
Exons: 1
Coding region: 13-1446 (477 amino acids)
Molecular function (GO): flavin adenine dinucleotide binding; oxidoreductase activity
Source: RefSeq, a predicted model, not a curated record
AGUCAUACAAAAAUGGAUGAAGAAGAAAUAAACUGUACAUUUGCAGUAAUAGGAGGGGGUAUUGCUGGUGUAUCUUGUGUUGAAAGCAUAUGUUUUCUUGCUCCAGAGGCAAAUACUGUUUUAAUUACAGCUAGUCCCUUAGUAAAAGCAGUUACAAAUAUAGUUUCACUUGGUAAAACAUUAAUGCAAUUCAAUGUCGAAGAGAAGGAUGCAGCAUCUUUAACAAAGACAAAUGAUUCAUUAAAAAUUAUUAAUGACUGUGUUAUUAAAAUAAAUAUUUCAACUAAACAAAUACUCACUAAAAAUGGUAGAAUCAUAACAUAUAAAAUGUUAUGCCUUUGCAAUGGUGCUAGGCCAAAACUUAUAGCAGAAAAUAAUAACAACGUUUUAGGAAUUCGAGAUACCGAGUCCGUUGUUCAGUUUUCUCAGAAAAUGAAAGAUUCAAGAAGAAUUAUAAUAGUUGGAAAUGGUGGUAUCGCCACCGAAAUUGUGCACGAAGUGGAUGGUAUUGAAAUGAUAUGGGUAAUUAAAGAUAAACAUGUUUCUGCAACGUUUGUUGAUCCUGGAGCUGCAGAAUUUUUUAUGGAUAGAGUACACAAAGUAGAUGUAUCUGGAAAUGCUAAUACAACUACUCUAACUAAAAGAAUGAGAUACACAGUAUCUGACACAGGAGUUGUAAAAGAUGGACCAGCUUUAGGUCCUGAUUGGCACAACAAUUUUGAUAUAAAAAGUACUGCCUUUAAAUCUGCAAAAGUACAAGUUGAAUAUGAGUGUGAAGUACUGAAGAUUCUCAAUGAGUUUGAGAAAGCAGAAUUUAAUCCUACAGAGGAAUGGCCAGUGUAUGUUGAAUUAACAAAUGGAAAAAUUAUUGGUUGUGAUUUUAUUGUGUCAGCAACAGGUGUAAUACCAAACUCUAAUAUACUAGGAUUAGAGGAUCUCAAAAAAGCAGAGGAUGGUGGGUUAUUAGUGGAUUGGAAAUUAGAAACCUCAGAACACGAUAUAUAUGCUGCUGGAGAUGUAUGCAGUGCAGGGUGGGACUUAGCAAAACACUGGUUCCAAAUGAGACUGUGGACCCAAGCUCAUCAGAUGGGACGUUAUGCAGCAAAAUCAAUGGUUUCCACAUUGAGAAAUGCGGAGUUUUUGCAAGAUUUUUGUUUCGAAAUUUUUACUCAUGUAACGAAAUUCUUUGAUUAUAAAGUAGUUCUGAUUGGUUUGUAUAAUGGACAAAAAUUAAACAAUAAAUAUGAAAUUCUGUUACGUAUGACUAAAGGAAAGGAAUACAUAAAACUAAUAUUGGAAGAUGGUAAAAUGCAAGGAGCAGUAUUGAUCGGGGAUACUGACUUGGAAGAAACGUGUGAGAAUUUAAUACUGAAUCAGCUGGACUUAAGUAUUUAUGGAGAAGACUUACUGAAUCCGGACAUUGAUAUUGAAGAUUAUUUUGAUUAGUUGUAUAUUACAAAUAAACUGAAUAAACUUGUUCAUGUCAUGUUUUUGUAGCUUGUAUCAUUA